AUGGCCGAUUCCAACAUCAAGGUCGGAUGUACAAUCCAGACUCAAGACGGAAGGGAGGGCAUCGUGCGCUACAUCGGACCGUUGCAUAUUGCGGCUGGAGAAUGGCUGGGUCUCGAACUACCUGAAAACACUGGGAAGAACGAUGGAUCGGUCAAAGGCCAGCGCUAUUUCCAAUGCGCCCCGGGCUUUGGUAUCUUUGUUCGCAAGGAGUCGGCAGUGAAGAUUGUGAAGCAGUCUGGACAGGUAACAAAGACCAAUGGCCCGUCAGGUGUCAAUAGCACCGCGGCGAAACCCAGGCCUUCAAGCGGAGUGACUGCCGACGUCGCCAGAAGGAGGCAGAGUGUAAUGAGUGCAGGCUCCAGUGCAGCGGGCGGGUCGAGGUUAUCUAUGAGGUCUCCUACAAAGUCUCCCACCAAGAUCGUGCCCUCUUCUACCACUUCGAGCGCCUCGACCCCACGGACCGGUACGCCAGCAACGACUGCCCGAACAUCCGACUCAAGUACAAAAUCUAGAUUGAGCACGACCGGGAGGACUUUGAUGGGCCCGCCCACGUCCACAGUCAGGAGCAGUGCUUCCACAACCAGACAAUCCAUUGGAGGCGGUGCGGCCAAGUCGUCAGCAACAAGACCAAGCUCUGUGUAUGGGCGGUCGUCAUUAGCAGGCAGUAGGCUUUCUGUGAGCGGACGAGUUGCGUCGCGAGAGGAUGAGCAGGAGGCGGCUCCCACAAGCACUGCCGCACAUCGUUCACCUCCAAUACGAGAAGAGGCGCCGACACCCGUCGCUGUAUCGGAAACCGCAGGUGAUGAAUCUCCGGAGUCGUCGGCGUCGGUUGUCGAACCACCGGUCUCAAAGCCUCCGCCCAAGGAGCCAAGUCGUACUGCUAGUGGCGGCGCGCCUCCUCCUGCCGAAGACAAAUCGAGACAGGCACAGGUUAUCAAGGCACUGGAAACAAAGGUCCGCACGUUACAGAAACAGCGGCAAGAGGAUCAGGCUAAACUGCAGCGGGUACAAGAGCUCGAGAGUCAGUCCACGCGGUACGAAGGUAUAAUACAGACUUUACAAAAGAAGCUGAAAACAAAUCAACAAGAGAUCCAGGAGCUGAAAGCCAAGUACGAAGAUGCUGAGAGUCGUGCCGAGAAAGUGCCGGACAAGGCUGCCGAGCAUGAAACUCAACUAGAGCUGGCAACCCUUGAUAAGGAGAUGGCCGAAGAGCGAGCGGAAAUGUUUGAAGCAGAGUUGGAGGCGCUCAAGCUGAAGCAUGAGGAACUCGAGCUUGAAGUGGAAAUCCUCAGAGAGGAGAAUCGCGAGUUGACUUCGGUUAUGAGUCCAGAAGAAAAGGCAAGCGCGGGAUGGCUUCAGAUGGAAAGGGAAACAGAGAGGUUACGUCAAGCUCUGGUUUUGCUCCGAGACGUGUCACAGCAGAACGAAGCGGACUUGAAGAAUGAAAUCAAAGAACUCCAACAGAGCUUAGACGAGCUUCAACGGACGGCAUCGAAAUACGAAGAUGUAGUCGCCAAGCUCAAUCGAUCCGAAGACACCAAUCAGCACCUAAAGGAGCAGCUGGAAGCCGCCGAAGCGAAUGACGAUAUGCUGGAGGCUAUGGCGGCCGAACGGGAUCGAGACAGAAACCAGAUCGAGAUGCUGAAGAGGCAGGUCCAAGAUCUUGAAGAACAUAUUCAGGUCACAGACGAACUAGAGGCAUUCCACGUGGAUGAAGAGAAGCGUCUCCACUACCAAUUGGACGAGACCGAAGCGAUGCUUAAUGAAAAGCAGCGACAAGCCGCCGAACAGGAAAAGAUGAUUGAGGACCUGGAGUACACCUUGACCAAGUUCCGGGAUGUGGUCCAAGGUUUACAGAGCGACAUUGACGAGCUCCGGCGAUCCCGUGAAAUCAGUGAGCUGGAGGCUCAUGAGAUGAGCAGCAAGUCUCGCGCGAUGAUGGACCUCAACCUUCAACUACAGAAUUCGGCCACCAAGGCUCAGCUCAAAGCGAUUGAUCUUGAAUUGGGUAAGAUGCGAGCGGAGCAAGCUAGUCUACACCUCGAAAUCGUGCAGUCAUUCGUGCCAGAGUCAUUCGAUGUGGACAGAAGACCGAUUCUGGCUCUCUUGUGCUUCAGGAGGAUCAUAUCCAAAGCCCGCUUAAGCAAGACUAUCCUGGCAGAGAAGACGCGCGACCGACCAGACCUGGUACAAGACAAUCCUCUGUCCGUGUUUGCAGUUAUGGAGCAGAUGAACUUUGUUGCGAAUCUCUGUGGCCGGUUCGUGCAGCAUAUGUCGAGUUGUUCCACAGCGAACUAUAUGAAGUAUGGUGGGGCGCUGCCUGAUUUGGAACCUAUCGAGCAGACAAUGAAUGGUUGGAUUGAAGCCUUGCGUCGCGAUGAGCUUGCUCACGAUGGUCCUGAGCAUUUGCAGCGGAUGGCCGGCAUCUUGGUUGACCUGGCCGAAAAGCUGAUCCCAGAGAGUUACGAAACCAAGACGGCGCAAUUACUCUCGUCAAUCUCCAUGGUGGAGACUUACACAGAAAAUGUCGCCAGCCAGGCGCAACUCCUCGACAAGACUACUCAGGGCAUACUUGGGGUGCCGCGUGAGGAAGACGAGGUAGCGAGGUCUUUGGAAAAGCGGUUUGAACAACUGGGAAUUAAAGCUCGCACGGUCAAGUACAUAUCGGGCAAGAUAUCGCACACUCUAGAAGACCUUCAAGCACGAUCAAUGUGUAUGGGAGAAGCAACCUGGUCCGCUUUUGCCGAAGCUGAGGCUUGCGCCGAGAAUUUGUCGCGUCUCACUCAACGGGUUGGCAACACUGUUCUGGAAACACUCAACAAAGUGGAGCGAAAGGAGUCCGUGACAUAUUCCGAGCUUAUGGAAACGAUAACGAAGGCUGCCGAGGAAUUCCAGCAAGAACAUAACCUGCACAGUGGCGGUCCUGUUGAUUUCUUCGAGGCCACAACGAAGCAGUUGCAAGUUCUGCAGGCGAAAGUGGACGAUCUCAAUUCCAAAUCCGCAGAUCUUGCUUCGGCCGUCGAGUUCGAGAAGUUGCCGGCGCCCUGGACGGUGCGGGCCAAGGAGGUCAAGGCGCAGAAAGUGUUAUCGCAAGAUCUCCAGGAGGAGUUGGCACGACUGAAAUCCAAAAUCCAGGAACAGAGCAUCCGGAUCGGCGAGAAGGACAAACAACUUGAAGAGCAGCAAGUCAAGGUCGAAUUACUGGAGUCUCGAGCCAAGGAGACCAAGGUCAGAGACGACAGCGUCAAAGCCAUGAAAGAAGAAAUAGAGAAGCUGCGGGAAGAAAAUGCCACGGCGACGGAGAAUCUCCGCCGACUUCAGACCGAAUAUCAGACCAUGCUGGAAACGCAAGCACAUGAACGAUCACAGCUCGAGGCUUCCAAACAACGCAGUUUGUCCGAUGGGCCGCCGGGCUCGGUAUCAGGUGGCGUCGUGGACGAGUCGGCAAUGUUGGUGCGCGCCAAAGCGGAAAUGGAUUUGCUCAAGGUCGAGAUUGCCAGUUUACAAGCCUCUGUGCGGUUCUUGAAAUAUGAAAACCAUCGGCUGAGAAUUCCUGUGGGUGAGAUCAGUAAGACUGCGGUCGAGCAUGCGUGGUUGGACCCGAGCUAUCUCAAAGCGAACCCUACAACGGGGGCAGACGGAGACAAGGCUGCGGCGGCCGAGCGACUACGACAAGAAUCGAAAGAUAUGUUUGCCGAGCUUAUUGAGUUGGCUAAAGUCUCAAGACCGAUUAGACUUAGGUCCGGAGUGGAUCUCGUUCACGUUGACCACAAACAAAACAAAGAUGCAGCAACGGUGGAUGAUGGUGCUGCUGAAAAGAACAAGGGCCAGCACAAAGCGCCAUCUUCUGCUUGGAGAGCCGGAACCGGACCCGACACAACCUUGUACAAAGUCCUACGGUGUAGAGAGGAACUGGAACGGUGGAACGAAGCCAAAGAUGAUUUGGUCAGGAGAGCGCGGCUCAUGGUCCGGUCGGCGACCUCAGCACAAGCACAGCCAGGAAUCGGACUUGGACUUUGGCGACACAAGGAGGCAAAGUCACUGGAUAAUAAGAUGGGUUUGCCGUUGGGCUUUCAGAGCAAUGAAAAAGACGAAAAGAAACUGGCGAACGCGUACAACCAUGUUGGGUCUAAGAUUGGAGAGUUUGAUCCUUCGACUGUCACUGUCACAGCGGAUGGAAUUCGUGUCGUCUGA
Molecule: messenger RNA, 4194 nt
Organism: Exophiala dermatitidis NIH/UT8656
Lineage: Eukaryota; Fungi; Ascomycota; Eurotiomycetes; Chaetothyriales; Herpotrichiellaceae
Product: dynactin 1
Exons: 2
Coding region: 1-4194 (1397 amino acids)
Biological process (GO): epithelial cilium movement involved in determination of left/right asymmetry
Cellular component (GO): centrosome; ciliary basal body
Source: RefSeq, a predicted model, not a curated record